AUGCCUCAACAACCGAAGCCUCCGAUCUCGAUCGACAAUUCUUGCGCCGCCAUCCGCGAUGGCACCCUCUACGUCUACUCAUCCGACGGUUUCCAGUCCCUCAGCAUGGAGGAGGGAGCAGAGUGGAAGAAGCUUGCCAUGGGCGAGCCGGUUGAGGGUGCUGCCUGCGUCGGAACCACGCCCUCCGAUUCCGACGAUGCAGGCUUCUGGGUGGUUGGAGGAACCGGAGGAACCACCGGCCUGCAGAAGUUUACCUAUUCGACCGGGAAAUGGGAGACUGUGACGCCCCAAGGUUCAAUGAUCGAGAACCGGCGGUUCCACGCCGUUUCGUAUAUCCAGUCUGACGACCUGAUCCUCAUGUUUGCUGGGUCCACCAGCGGCGACGAGGUGCCCACCGCCGAGACCUUCACCAUCCACACCUCAGAGCCUUACCAGGUCGAUAGCUACCCGUCGGCGGCCCCCAACUCGGUUCGCCCCAUACUGCUCCGGAUGAGCGACGCGGAAACGAUCAUGGUCGGCGGCAGUGCCUCCAACACGGCAGUAUAUGUCUUCAAGACGGCUGGCGGCUGGACCAACACCGGCGCCACCCUGGCCGAACCCAUUGCCAAGGACACGACCCAGAUCCAGGGUGCCCUGGUCAAGGGCAGAGACAGCUCCGAGAACCUGUACCUCUUUGAUAUGACGGUGUCGCCCAACGACGUGAAACGAUUCGUCCUCCAAGACGGCUCGGGCAAACCCGUCAGCUCAUCUCCUGCCCUGACUAAGCGCCAGUCGACCGAGAGCGACUGGCCCGACUACAACUCGACCAUGGCAUCGACCGUGACGCGCGAGAACUACGGCAUCGCUCAAGGCUCGGACGGAACUGUCGUCUUUACCGGUGGCAGCACCGAGGAGCCCCUGUCCAUGUUUGAUGCCUACGACAACAGCUGGCUCGAUGCCAGUGACUCGAGCCAUGAUGGCCUUCCGUCCAACACGAUCCUCGGCAUCGUCCUGGGGUCGAUAUUCGGUCUGCUGGCCGUUCUCGUUCUCGUGCUCCUGAUUCUCCGUCGGCGGAGGAACAAGGACAGGCAGGCCGCUGCCGCCGCCGCCGCCGCCGCCGCCGGUGGCUCCAAGUACGACAGGGAGGGCGGCGGUGAGAAGGAUUUCGAGGCCUUCAGGAACCCCCCUGCUGGCAACAUCCGUGGUCACCGACCGACUGGCUCGUCGGAUUCCUACUCUUCCAUGGCCAUCCUCAUGGGUCGCGCCAAUCAGCAGAACUCGGGCGCGCCCAGGAAGGUGGCCAACGAGGGCCCAGCCGCCUCGCGCUACAAGGACAUGAAGAGCCUCAUCAGCAAGCCGAUUCCCCAGGAGGACCCGAACGACACGAGGGACUACGAGAAGGGACCGUAUGUGGACACCAGCGUGGCUGCGGUGCCGCCUCAACAGAGGAGCGGCGCAGCCGUAUCCGGGGACGGCACCAGGCGAAGCUCGGGCUGGAACAAGUACUGGUCGAGCGGCAGCGCCAAGAUGCUUAUCGGGAUCAGUGGUGGCGGUGCCAAGCGCGGCACGGUCGCGACGGACACGGACAGGAGCUCCAAGUACUCGCUGACGGUUGACACCAACAUGACCAACAACGCCAAUACCAGCAACCUCAACCCACGGGUGACGCAGGACUCGGCCACGGUACCGCCUCUCAACUUUGAGGGUCUGACAGCCAUGAGCCGUGUCAACUCGGGCAGCCCGGUGGUGACGGGCCAUCAGGACCUGCCGUUCGGCGAGGGGGUGGCCGGCAAGAUUGAGCGGUCCAACUCGGUCGCCUCGAUGGGGGCCUACUCGAGCGGCAUCCCCGAGAGCGUGACGGACGUCUGGGUGCCGUCCUACGCUGGCGAGCAGUCCAAGGUGUGGGGCACGGAGCGUGCGCCUAGCAGCGUGUACGAGUACGGAGGCACGAGCAAUGCGAGCUCAUUCAACCCUCCGGGUGGCAGGCGGCCAGUCCCCAGCGGCGUGAGCACACAGCCUCAGCUCGUCCAGGCAUCGAAAUCAUCCGACAUGAGCUGGCUCAACCUUGGCGACCAACCCCAAAGGUGA
This is a messenger RNA of Geosmithia morbida, 2067 nucleotides long. RefSeq lists its product as uncharacterized. The transcript is spliced from 2 exons. The record is from RefSeq and is a predicted model, not a curated record. Gene Ontology annotation, molecular function: protein binding. Bases 1 to 2067 code for a protein of 688 amino acids. Lineage: Eukaryota; Fungi; Ascomycota; Sordariomycetes; Hypocreales; Bionectriaceae.